Molecule: messenger RNA, 3484 nt
Organism: Hippopotamus amphibius kiboko
Lineage: Eukaryota; Metazoa; Chordata; Mammalia; Artiodactyla; Hippopotamidae
Gene: CKAP2
Product: cytoskeleton associated protein 2
Exons: 9
Coding region: 66-2126 (686 amino acids)
Biological process (GO): negative regulation of microtubule depolymerization
Cellular component (GO): microtubule cytoskeleton
Source: RefSeq, a predicted model, not a curated record
CCGGCACGCCUCGCGGCAGAGUGCUGCGGUUCCGUCCGAGGCUCGCUUCCCGGCCCCGAGCUGCGAUGAGCACCCCCGCCGUGCCCGAGGACCUGCAGCUGCCUCCGAGUCAGAGGGCCCGGUCCGCGUUCAGAGAGCAAAGAAGACAAAAACUCAAGGAGCACCUGUUAAAAAGAAAAACUUUUUUUGCACACAAACAGGAAAAUCAGAUAUUAUCCAGUGGUAGAGACCAGAGAGUGAAGACAUCUGAAGGCCAGAUCCAAGAAGAGACAAAAGCUCUGAAACUUAAGACAAAGAUGGCUGAUAAAGAGAAUGUCGGUAGACCUACUGGGAUCAAAAAUAAUAUAACAAUGGAAAAAAACUGUAUUCCUUUAAAACCUUCUAAUGAAUUAACCAAUUCAACUAUAACAAUUGAUCCACUUAAUUUUGAGGAUAAUAAUGAAACUCUGCCAUUGUUACCAAUUAAAGAUGACCCCCAAAGUCAACAUAUGACAUUAAGCCAAGCAUUUCACCUUAAAAACAAUAGUAAAAAGAAACAAAUGACUACAGAAAAACCAAAGCAAGAUGCUAACAUGCCCAAGAAACCUGUGCUUGGAUCUUAUCGUGGCCAGAUUGUUCAGUCUAAGAUUAAUUCCUUUAGAAAACCUCUACAAGUCAGAGAUGAGAGUUCUGCAACAACAAAGAAACUUUCAGCUACUGUCUCUAAAGCCACAAAGCCUCAGCCUGUAGGUGCCAGUAGUGUAACAGUGAAAAGUGAUAGAGCGUCACAUAUGACAACAGCCACUAAAUUUGUGGGCACUACAUCUCAGAGCAGUCAACUUGUGCGACCUCCUAUUAGAAGUCAGCAGAGUAACACCCAGGACGCCAUGAAACAAGGCAUCAGUAGGGCGUCUGCCAAUGUUACAGUUCGGAAGGGGCCUCGAGAUAAAGAACUAUUACAAUUAGAUACAGUUUCAUCUAGUGUCAAAACCAGUUCUUCUCAGGACAUAAAAAGAAAUAAGACACUAUCAAGAAGCAUGACAUCUGAAAUGGUAGCCAGGCCUGCUUCGUCUUCUAAUACUAAACUGAUAGAAAAGUCCAAAAGCAUUGACCUGCGCAGACAUACCAUGGUGAAAGCAGCUGUUGACAGUAGAUGGACUCAGCCCAAGGAAACUGCAGAGGAGAGAAAAGCUCGUCUGAAUGAGUGGAAAGCUGGCAAAGGAAGAGCACUGAAAAGGCCUCCGAGCGCAGUGGUCACCCAGCCUGAGCCCCAAGCACAAAAUGAAAAACCAGUUGGGUCCUUCUGGACUACCAUGGCAGAAGAAGACGAACAACGAUUGUUUACUGAAAAAGUAAACAAGACAGUUUCUGAAUGCCUAAACCUGAUUGAUGAGGGAUGUCCAAAAGAAGAAGUAUUGGUUACACUGAAUGACCUGAUUAAAAAUAUUCCAGAUGCCAAAAAACUUGUUAAAUAUUGGAUAUGCCUUGCACGCAUUGAACCAGUCACAAGUCCUAUCGAAAAUAUUAUCGCAAUUUAUGAGAAGGCCAUUCUGGCAGGAGCUCAGCCUAUUGAAGAGAUGCGACAUGCGAUUGUUGACAUUCUGACAGUAAAGAGCCUAGAAAAAGUUAAAGUUGGAGAAAAUAUUGAGGAGGCAUGUGCAACCAAGGAACAAAUCCAAGAAGCCAACACUGAUGAAAUAGGUGUUAAUCUAAGGUCAGAAAAACCAGAAAUGGAAAAUAAGCAUCCUAGAAAUGUGGUAUUUCAAGAUUGUGAAAAAGAGCAAGAUGGCAAAACAGAAGAUCCACCCGGUGAUGUUAAAACCCUCAAUACAGAAACUAGGGCAGGUUGCUUAAUUAAAUAUAAUGUGUCUACUACUCCAUACUUGCAAAGUGUAAAAAAGAAGAUGCAAUUUGAUGAAACAAAUUCUGCAUUUAAAGAGCUAAAGUUUCUAACACCAGUUAGACGUUCUCAACGUCUUCAAGAGAAGACUUCUAAGUUGCCAGAUAUGUUAAAAGACCAUUAUCCUUGUGUGUCUUCAUUGGAACAGUUAACAGAGUUGGGAAGUGAAACUGACGCCUUUGUGUGCCGCCCCAAUGCAGCCCUGUGCCGCAUGUUCUUGGAGACUGACACGACAGAAGAGAAGUGAAGCUCUGAUAAGGAGUGGGGUUGUGUUAUUCAGAGGGUGUUUGGUUGGUUGGUUGGUGGUGGCUUUGUUGAAGCUCUGAUAAGGAGUGGGGUUGUAUUAUUCCGAGAGCAGUUGGUUGGUUGGUUGGUUGGUUGUGGCUUUGUAUGUCCAUUAGGUCAGGAGUUGCCAAGUACCUAAGUAUUCACAGCAGUCAGCACUUCUGCUGAUGUUCACUCUAUAGCAGGUGUUGCCUUCUGUGUGUUGGAAAGCUAAUUCUACUUUGUUGAUCUCAACCUGUCUCUAAGACAGGUAAAUUUUGUCACGACAGAGUGAGCUUGCUUUGUCAGCCAAUUCUGGUAGCCCAAGCUGCUGUCCUCUCCUGCAUCUCUGGGGCUCUGCCCCUGGUUCUGCAUUGUCACUCUCCAGCAAUGCCAGUGAGUCUGCACCUGUGGUCUCUUGGUCUGUUUCUUGUUUAUUAUAGCCGAGGUCACCAAGAGGGAUAGUUAACUAAAUACUCCAUUUCUAAGAGAAGAUACUUUGUGGUAAGAAAGAAAAUGUGCCAAAGCUAGCGGGUAUUCAGAACUUUAAAUCUGAGUUCCUUUCUACGUUCCUUUUGUAGCUUACUAUCUAAAAUGUUAAAAUUUUUAACUUCCAUCCCUUCAUUUGAUAUACUUUAUAGACUAUUAGAAUGGAGUUAGAGAAGGAAUAUAUAAUAUUUCAUAAAUGUCAUUCUCGUUUAGGUAGUAUUUCUAAAACAACUAAUACUUAAAAUUGAUUUCUUCCCUGUAAUGUAAAAACUUCACUGUUAAAUCAUGUCUCCUAAAACAUGAUAGUCAUACACAGUAAGUAGUUCUUGUCUCCCCACACAUAAAUACCACCAGUAAAAUUGUUUUGUAAGUCUCUGAACUAAUACUUAAAUGGCAGACAUCCUUUACCAACUCUACAGUUUCAAGUAAGGAUUUAGUUAUUAUAAAAGAUUAAUUUUAAAAUGCAUGAUAUGAACAUGGUUGAAAAUCACAUAUUUAUGUUAUUAAUUCUAUUUGUAUAAUAGUGCCAGUCUUUGCUCUAUUUAUUAUCUUAUGUUCUAGAGAGUAGGAUUUUUAUUCCUUUUAAACUGUGUACCUAGUAUGUAUACAAUAAAUGAAAAUAUAUAACGAUAUUGCAGUGACAUUUCUUUCAACAAAUAUAAAAUGUGAUUUAACCACAGUGAAUAAAUUUGAACCUUGCCUUUGAAAUACAUUACAGUGGGAUUGGACUUUAGGUUUUUCAGCACUUAAAAUAAGCAUGUGCUUAAUCUACUUAUAUAAAAAUUAAAAAACUAAUUUUUUUUGUACUUUGUAUGAAUGUCGCAAAAUAUGCCAUUUUGAAAUAAACUUCAA